AUGAUACCUACAGGCAGUUAUUGGUCACGAAAGUUAUUGCUUAAUUUUGAUAUACCGCACCUCAUCAUGCAACAGAGCAGAUUCGAAUUACUUCUUAGUAAUAUUCAUUUUGCUGAUAACACCACUAUUGCUCCAGGUAAUCCACUUAACAAAAUUUUUCCACUUUACGAAAUACUGCAAGCAAAUUAUCAAAAAAUAUUAACUCCUGGAGAAAAUAUUAUCAUUAACGAAACAUUAAUUCCAUGGCAUGGAAGACCAAUAUUCAAUCAAUAUAUUCCAAACAAAGCUUAUGAAUACGGAAUAAAAUUAUUUAAAUUAUGUACACCAGAAGGAUUUACAUGGUCAAUGAUGAUGUUCUCUACAAAGUAUUGUGAUGUCAGAGAAACUAGAUUUGCAUAUAAUGUAUGUGUGGCACUUGCAAAAAAUCUUUUCAACCAAGGACGAACACUUUACAUUAAUAAUUUUUAUAUCAGUUAUGAAUUUGCUAUAUCGUGUCUAAAACAGAAGACUCAUGUAGUUGGAUUAGUUAGAAAUAAUAAAAGAUCCAUCCCAAAAGACAUUUUACAAUCUAAGUUACAAAAAGGAGAAAUGAUAUCCAAAGAAGAUGAUAAUGGUAUCAUCAUACUGAAAUGGAGAGAUUCUCGGGAUGUGAGAAUUCUAUCAACGAAACACGUUCCCCUUAUGAUACCAUGCAUAAAAUAUUGGGAUAUUAUAAAUAAAGCCUCUAAUAACUCAAAAUCAUGCGUAAAAUUAAAACCAAUAGCAUUUAUUGACUAUAAUAAAAAGAAAUGUAUAAUAGACCACUCAGAACAAUUAAUAUCUCAUAUAACUACAAUUAUAAAAGGGAUGAAGUGGUAUCAAAAACUUGGUAUGCAAUUUCUCCUCGGAGUUACGGUCGUAAAUGCUUUUGUGAUUUAUAAUCAAGCAACAAACAAGAAUAUACAAAUAGAACAAUUUAAAGAAAUAUUAGCUCAACAAUUAUUAGAGUUAAUAUUUUGCAAAUUGUAA
Polistes canadensis is the source of this 1008-nucleotide messenger RNA. RefSeq names its product piggyBac transposable element-derived protein 4-like. The transcript has a single exon. NCBI's taxonomy places the organism in Eukaryota, Metazoa, Arthropoda, Insecta, Hymenoptera, Vespidae. The coding region runs from base 1 to 1008 and encodes 335 amino acids. The record is from RefSeq and is a predicted model, not a curated record.